This is a messenger RNA of Lagopus leucura (white-tailed ptarmigan), 1170 nucleotides long. It is a transcript of the gene GPR20, whose product is annotated as G protein-coupled receptor 20. The coding region runs from base 99 to 899 and encodes 266 amino acids. Gene Ontology annotation, biological process: positive regulation of Rho protein signal transduction; phospholipase C-activating G protein-coupled receptor signaling pathway. Lineage: Eukaryota; Metazoa; Chordata; Aves; Galliformes; Phasianidae. Gene Ontology annotation, cellular component: membrane. The transcript has 3 exons. The record is from RefSeq and is a predicted model, not a curated record. Gene Ontology annotation, molecular function: G protein-coupled receptor activity.
UUCCUGGGGCGACAGCAUUCAGGUCCACAAGGAAACUUUCUUACCAGCAGCUCUUCAAACAUAGAAGGGAGAUCCGGCCAGAGAUUGCUGGAAAGCCAAUGACCAUGCCGACAUCCUCCACCCAAGUGUCAGAUCUUGACCAUACCAACUCUACCCAGCAACCCAACUCCAGCAUCUACAUGUUCUCCAAGUUCAUCCACCCUGACAGAGAAUUGUACAAACAAUUUUACAGCCUAUGGAUUGCCCUGAUAGUUGUCAAUGCUAUUAUCUUCUUGGUGCAAGCCUCACGAAAAUGGAGGAAUCCCACCUGUGCCAAGGGGAUCUGUGUCUUCAUUUGGAUCUUUGCAACUGUAGUGACUUUCUCCAUCCUCAUCAUGGCAAUACAGUUUGCCCAGUGCUGCAUCUCUGAGAUUCUGGUCCUGAUGGUCUGCGAGUACUUCUUCCCCCUCAUCAUAAUCAUCUUCUUCACCACCAGGAUUAUGUGUGCUCUGUCCAAGCCCAGCCUCAUGCACCAGAGUCGGGAGAGGAGAAUGAAGGCUGUGCAGCUCCUUGUCACCGUCCUCAUCAUCUUCAUGAUCUGCUUCACUCCUUUCCACGUGCAACAGGUAGCGAUCUCCAUCAAUCCAGACAUGUCCCACAAUGUCAACGUUCUUGUCUACCAUGUGACAGUGACUCUGAGUAGUCUCAACAGCUGCAUGGACCCUAUUGUCUACUGCUUUGUCACCAACAACUUCCAGUCAACCAUGAAAAAUAUCUUCAGGAAAACCGAACCAGAGCAAACUACUGUGGACAUCCUGGGUAUGAACAAGAACACCAAGGGUUCCAAUGCAAUCAUCACCUUCUCAAACACAAUAGGAGGCCCUGUGAGCUUGCCGUCUCCAAGCAGUGUCCAGAUCUAACCCACUUCUGAUGGGACGUGCUGCAGUAAACCAGUGUGAUGAUGCUGGAACCUUGGUAGGGUGCAUGGGUACCAUUGUCUGACAUCUUUGUUCUUUAGGGAGACUUUCAGAAUGACAGUGGUGGAAUUUAUUCCUCAAAAACAUUGUGGUCUGUUUGGAAAAUUGAACUUACAGUGCUUUUAUUACCAAUACAAAAGAAGGUUUAUUAAUUACUGUUGCCCACAGGAAUGUUUUCUUUGUAUUUUAAUACAGACAUUUUGCUAACAACAAA